UUUGACGUCGCGCACUGUUUUCUCCACAGCUGCAUCUCCGGGCCUCAAGUACCCCCCGCCGAUGGGCGCCGUGAGUGGCUGAAUGCGGGACAAAUACUGUCGACACCUCUUCCGAGCGACUCCACGUUGAGUUCAAAUACCCCGCUUUCACAUCAAUGGCAUCCGCGUCAACGUCAAUCAGGAAGACCCACAAGCAGCCUCGCAGGAAGGCCCCCUUCCAUCGUGCCGCUCCCAGCCAGAACGUCGUCUUUCUCGACAACGGCGUUGUCACUCGCCGGGCACCUCCCCCGCGGCAGCAGCACGCGCAUUCAGACACCUCCACGCGAGACCUGGUUCCAGAGAACGUCGUGCCAAACGCCGGCGCCCACGCCGUCGGUCGUCGGGACCAACUCCGCGGUCUCUCGAUCCCUACCACCGCAUCCCACAUGCAGACGACCUUCAGUACCGCGUCACCGUUCAUCCAGACUACGGCGCUGCCCUCUCCGAGUACCUCAACGCGGACGGGAACCCCAGAAACGCGCAUACAAUCAGUCGCCGAGGGCUCCCCCGCAGAUCUCGUGCCUAUGGAGCUAUGUUGGCAUAUCGAAGACGGAGAGGAAGCCGCCCUUGGGUACGAGAGGUUGAAAAUAGGCAAACAUGCGAAACCCGAAGAGCCUCGGAACGCAUCCGACGGAAUCGCUAGGGCGCAGCAGAAGGUUGAGGCGCCUCCCGCCUCCGCUCUCGCUGCUGGUUCCUCAGCGACCCAUGAAGCCCCUCCAGAGAACGAUAGUGAUGCUCCCGUGGCGACUCCUGAGAAAUCUAGCGACGUUCUCGUACCCAUCGACCAUACCCUCUCCAUUCGUGGCCGUCCGAUGCGGCAGGCCGCCGCCAAGGCCCUGCGCAGCAUCGUCGCAGCGCAUCCCCCACCGCGUACCCGCCGCGCGCGUAGAAGCGAUGCCCCAGCGGACGAGAACGCACCAUCUCCCGAGAAGCCAGGCCCGCACGUCUCCGAUGCCAGGCAAGACGCGGAGACGGGCAUGGCCGCAGACGACGACCAUGCCAAGCCACCCUCAGCGACGAGCAAGCCCCUCAAGCGCAAGCGCGCGUCCCGCGGGCUCGGCGGCGCGGGGUCGCACGCGAGCGGGGGGACACCCACGACGGCGACCUGCGAAGACGUCGAGAUGGACGCUGGAGAGUCUCAGCCCGCCUCGGAUGUCGCGCAUACAUCCUACGGCGACGCGGAUGGCGGCCCUACGAAGGCUUCGCGGCCUCCGAAAAAGACAAGCCGGCGCAGGAGUUCAACGCAGAAGCGGGCAAAGUCGAAGUCCGCGAGGAAACGCGAGGUGCUGAGGCCCCCGACGCCGGAGUCUGAGGACGAGCCCGAGGCGCCUGUGAACGCGAAUGAGAGCGCCCCCAGUGCGAUGCCAGCGCAAGGGCAGCCAGAUGGCGAGGAGGAGAGUCGGAAGCGUCCACGGUGCGAUGACGUACACGAACGCGGGGAGCCAGAUAGCCUCCCUACGCUACCCCAGCCAUCUCUGGUGGAAGUAGAUGCGGAGAGGCAAGAGCCAGCCCGAGGAGAAGUGGACGGAUUAUCUGACCCCGAAGUCAACGUCGUGACAAGCAAAGAUCCUCGGCCGGAGGGCGAAGAGCAGAGUGACGAGUAUUCGCUUAUGGAGGUUGCUGGAGAGAACCUUGAGGAGUCGCGAUGCUCUUCGCCAGUCGCCGAGUCUCCUCGGAAGGAAGUGGCUGGCGAGACUGAGGAGCCGGCGCGAGGUGAUGUACAAGGGGACUCUGUGGCUGAGCCGCACGGAAUCCUUCGGUGGGAAGACGAGCAAGGAAGAUGCGAACAUUGGGGCCAGGAUGCUGGCCUAGAGAGUCUCAGGGUAUUGUGGAGCGGAUCGACGGACGACGAAGCGCUCUCAGAGACGAUUCGUAUGCAAUCUCGGGGUGGCGGCGCCCACUACGAAAAUCCCGACGACACUCUUUCGGAAGACGCCAGCGGGGAUCCUGCGCCGAACGUUGUAGCGAAGACCGGCGACGCGCAAGACGCGGGAGACGUCGAGAUGGCACCUGGGCACCUUCGGAUCCAUGACCUGGACACUAGCGACUUGCUCAUUAACGCCCCUCCUGGACCCUUUGUUGCUCCAAGCAUAAACGACGAUCAAGCCGGCGAUGCAUUGCCACCUUCGAUCUCUUUCCUCGAACCGAGACCACAGCAAUCGCAAAUCGAAUUAAUCAGCAACUUGGCCGAGUCCGAGAUGGACGCAGCUGUCGAAGCCAUGCUCUCGGGCGGGGCACUCACUGAGGAGCAGAUAGCCGCGUUGGAGGCGCAUAUGUUCAACAUCGGAUCUGGCUGGGACACUUCCGCCGCAAACGGGGACCCCUCGCUCGAUUUGGAGACGCAUUUACCUGGACUGGCACUGCUCGACUGGGACAUGGACGACCUCAUGCCUGACUCGGCGGCGUGUAUGCUCGGCUUGGAAGACUACUUGGCGACUUCGCACGCGCACACCUCAACUCCCGCGGACCCGUCUGAACUAGUGCCUACUGCGAACUCCUUGGAGCUGGACAUGCUGGAUCUGGCGGCGCACCUGCUACCUCUCACUGAGCUCGAGGCGCAUGUAUCAUCAGACUUUACCACUGGUACAUCUUUGGGGCACGAUCUGAAUCUGGAUCCGGCGACACUCGCGGCAACCUCCGACGUUCCCAGUCUGGAUCUCUUUGCUGGUGUAGAUACCCCGGAAGUGCGCGUGGAGGGGAGUCGAAGUGAGAGGACACAGCUUCGCCUCGUUCCCGUGGAUCCUGCUGUGUUCAAUACGCCGAGGGUUGGCGUGCUACCUCAAUGGGUCCUCAAUGCUGAGAGCUUGCGCCGACAGGAACUCGGUCGGGAAACUGGUGUACUUGGUCUUGACCUUUCUACCCCCGGCCGCGGACCAACGCCUGUUCAAUGUGCUCAGGCAGCCAGUUCGCAGACACGCGGGGGGCCGCUGCAACAUAAUGUGUUCUCGAGCAGCAGACCCAUUAUCGACACCAUGAAGUCUUCUUCGCGCCUGCAGAUCGUCAACCCUGUGUAUACGUCUGGCGAACCGUCGUCCAUGCUUUCUGUCCAGCCUUCGCAGUUUCCAGAAAAUCGCUCGGGUGAUCUGCCUGUGAUCUCGCUGUCGGGCAAAUCUAUGACGUCUGCAACUUCUCGAGAAUCUCUCCGGCGGACACCUGAUUAUCUGUCUGCCUUGAAUCCCCCAACUGCACCUCUUUUCGCGGGCGAGACUGGCAUCCACGCUCUGCAGACUGUUCAGAGUAACGCUUCCUCGACCGCGAAUGAAUUCUCGUCCCCAUCUCCCCCUCAGGCACUCGGACCGCGCCUCCAGCCAGUCCCACUGCCGUCCCCGGAGGCUGCCCCUCCAUCGUUCGCCCCUCUCCCGACUGCACCAGAAUCGCCGGAAACAUCUCAUCAAGCGGAAGCGGUAGCGGGCUCCAGCAUACACCCUAGCCCGCAGGCGCAGGCGCCCGUCGCUGAUGAAGCUGCAUGGUCCACGAUGUUCCGCCAGCUGAAACAGUCCAAGAAGAUGGUACCGGUAAGGAGACGGAUUGGGGUGCUGCGGAGGUACGAGGAGGACCAUGAGUGGUACUCGGAUGAGCAAUUACAGGGAGGUGCUGUGGGCUUCGGGGAGACAAGUACGGAGGGUGUCAUGGGGAAGAGCGAAGAGGCAUGUGGAACUGCCUAUGGCGAGGGGACGACGCAAGUCGGCCAUGCAGGCGCUGGUGGCAGAGAGGGUCGUUCGGACAGCGACGUUGAGGGCGGAGUACCGGCCACACAGCCUGAGAUCAUCGUGAUAGACGAUGACGAGGACGAGGAGGUGAAUACCAACCAAAGAGAGCUACUACAUAGGUGCCCAUUAUGUCCGCGCACAUUCAAACUUCCGAACGGCCUCGCAAUUCACCUGAAGUGGCAUUGGGGCCAGACUACAUUGGAUUGGAAGAGAGGGAUCGGCAGGAACGGGCGUAUUGUGGAACGGGCCAAGGAGGCUGCUGAAGCCCGUGCUAGAGAGUUCUCCGAGAUCAAGACCUUCGAGCCAUCCUCGAGCCUGGCGGCUCCCUCCGAAGAGAAGGUUGAGCAAAGUCCUGAAUUCGCCAUGCAUAUGUCUCCUACGCCGAGUGCUGCGCCUCUACCAACGAAAGCGGCACCAGGUAGUUUCUCCGUGCCCCUCACGGCAGCCGCCGGAGAUCCAUUCGACCGCCUCACGCCGCACUCACUUGUCGGCAAUCGGAUGAAAGCACCGCGACCUUCGAGCGCACUCAUACCUCCCGUCCAAGCCGGCGCCUUUGACAUCGACCUCGGGUUCGGAGGUCCACGCGAUGUCACCGAUCCGUUGUCUACGCCCGAACUCAGUCCGGGCCCUUCGAGAUCUAGCGACGCAGAUAGCAUGGAGUGCGACCGAAACCAAUUGUCGUCCUGGAGCGAUGACCUCUUUGGGCCGGACGAGGACGCUUCAGAGCGCGAUGACCCUCUCAAUAAUGAGAUGCAGCUCGGGGGGACAGCCGCUGGCCAUGUGUAUGAUCACGGGCGUGAAGAGACGUGUCGCAGGAGCAAGGGUGGUCAUCUUGAGUCAGGCUUGUCCCCUCUUGCAGACUUCGCCACGCUACAGUUGUUACCCUAA
Rhodofomes roseus is the source of this 4637-nucleotide messenger RNA. RefSeq lists its product as uncharacterized. The transcript has 6 exons. Bases 156 to 4637 code for a protein of 1493 amino acids. The record is from RefSeq and is a predicted model, not a curated record. NCBI's taxonomy places the organism in Eukaryota, Fungi, Basidiomycota, Agaricomycetes, Polyporales, Fomitopsidaceae.